Molecule: messenger RNA, 1997 nt
Organism: Triticum aestivum (bread wheat)
Lineage: Eukaryota; Viridiplantae; Streptophyta; Magnoliopsida; Poales; Poaceae
Exons: 7
Coding region: 322-1638 (438 amino acids)
Cellular component (GO): nucleus
Molecular function (GO): heme binding
Source: RefSeq, a predicted model, not a curated record
ACGCGAAAGGGCAUCUUGAUUCAUCGCUGCUAAUUAAUUGGGCCUCCAUAGGUGUAGAAGACUUCGCCAAGUCUUCCCUCAAGCUAAAUAGAGAAAGAAGAGAGGCUUCAUAGUUCGAUGGUUUCAUUGCCCUCAUAUCCAUAUUUUUUUCCGAUAUAAAAGGCGGAAGCGGAACUCAUAUCCAUCUAGAGCUAGCAUCGAUCCACUCAUAUCUAUCUCCCCUGAAGUGAGCGCUCCGUCCAUUAUUCGCGAACUGCAGAUAACAAUAUUCAUUUAUUUUGACGGACGGGAGAUUCGAGUUGGCGACUGUGCUCUUUUUCGAUGUUCCUCCUUUCAGGGGCGGGCUCAAGAAAGCAGAAAAAUGUUCAGCCAGGUUUCCAGCAAUUCAAGGCUUAUUCAGAUGGUGCUCAAAAUUGUGGUCCAUCUGAAAGGAAGGAGAUGGACAGAGAUAGUGGCGUAGGCAUGACAAUAGCUGCAGUAGCUACACUGUUACAGUCACUGAAGGAUUUCAGCCACACGUACCAGGCCAUGUCCCCUCUUGCCUGGGGCCUGGCUACGCCACUAGACAGAGACAAGCAACAAAAUAAUCCAGCUAAGGAAGAUCGUGAUUGCCUUAUUGCCUUAUUAUUGCUUCAGUAUGAGAAAGUCCACCCUUUUAUGGUUGAUAACAAUAUGCAGUUUGAAAUCACAGAGAUAACAGAAAAGGGUGGACUUUCUCAUACUGAAGCAGUCUACAAGCUAGUUUGUUUCAUGCAACUUGAUCAAACUGAACGGAAAAUGGACCUUGCCGAGCAAGCAAGGGUCGCCGAUAUUAUCACAGCUACAGAAAAUCCUACCUGCCUUAGCAGGUUUUUGCAACUAAGGGGCCAUUAUAUCUUGAACGAUUGGCUUCAAGAGACUCAGAAAGGGGAGUCUGCUGAAGGGGGUAGUCCUAAAGAAUCUGACAAACCUAUUAAAGAACUUGUCCUGGCCCUGAUUCGUGCACUAGCGAAAUUGCCUGUCAGUCUGACUGCCUUAAGAAGCUGCAGUAUUGGGAUAUCUAUCAAUCAUCUGUGCAGCCAUAAAGAUCUGGAGAUACAGAGGAAGGCUAAAUGUCUUCUUGAUUGCUGGAAGGAGCGUGUUGACCAUGAAACGAAGUGGACUGAUGUAAGCAACUUGAAGGACAAACCUCACGUCAAUAACCAGCAAAUGCUCCGCCGCAAAAGAAAAGAAAAACAGCGACAAACGAAGGUUGAGUUCGAGGGGGAAAAGAGGCCAAAGGUGUUUACCUUGGAGGAGGUUGCCAAGCACAACUUCAAGCACGACUGUUGGGUCCUCAUCGCCGGCAAGGUGUACGAUGUGACAAAGUUUCUCGUGGAUCACCCUGGAGGUGCCCAUGUCUUGCUGUCUUCAACUGCCAAGGAUGCAACCAACGACUUCGAAGACGCGGGACACAACUCCACAGCUCGGGCAAUGAUGGAUGAGUACUGCAUCGGUCAGAUUGACACAACCACAAUACCCCCCAAGCAAUCAAACUACGAGGCUUACAACACUGGAGAACACGAUGCUGGACAAUCCAGCCUAUCUUCAAAGAGCAUCAGCACCUUAUUGUCUUCUUCAGAAAAGACUGAUCAAGUAACAGAGCUUAAAGCCCUUUAGAGCGUAUUGAUUGGUGCAAAUGCAGAGCCAGCCAAGCUAUCAUAUCCAUUUAUAAAAUGCAUCACAAGAGAUUUCUCUCAAGAGAUCGGUCGUGGUGGGUUUGGAGUAGUUUACCUGGGUGAUCUUGGUACUGGGAAGGUUGCUGUGAAGAGACUUUCCAUAACAAUGGGUUUUUCUGACACGCUCUUUGUAGAUGAGAUUAAGUGUUUAAUAAGGACAGAACACCAUAAUAUAGUGAGAUUUCUAGGUUAUUGUGCGGAUACACACGGGGAAUUGGUGCCAUUCAAUGGAAGCUAUGUGCUAGCAGAGGUACCACAACGGUUGCUUUGCUUCGAGUAUGUCCCUAAUGGAAACCUUCA